This is a messenger RNA of Medioppia subpectinata, 312 nucleotides long. Lineage: Eukaryota; Metazoa; Arthropoda; Arachnida; Sarcoptiformes; Oppiidae. The record is from the annotation of a GenBank genome assembly.
GCACUCAUUGUAUUAAUGGACGUAUGUUUUGGACACCAAUUAUUGGUCCCUUUUAUGGCAAACGGUUUGCCAUUGAAUUGAAUGCAAAAGUUAUGAACAAAAUAAGUACUGAAUCGACGAAUAGAUGACUAAAAUAUAGCAAACAUUGAAUUGAAUUCAAAAAAGUGGAUAAAAAUGAGUUCAAAAGAGACCACAAAUGAGACACAACUGAUGGCCACCGAAGACGUGUUCAAUGGCACCGAUUUGGACAAAGACCUACUGCUCAGCGAAGAGCGUUUGGACAGAGCGUCGCCCGAUCUCUGGCCCGAACAG